Molecule: messenger RNA, 4823 nt
Organism: Pleuronectes platessa (European plaice)
Lineage: Eukaryota; Metazoa; Chordata; Actinopteri; Pleuronectiformes; Pleuronectidae
Gene: olfml2ba
Product: olfactomedin-like 2Ba
Exons: 8
Coding region: 385-3114 (909 amino acids)
Biological process (GO): signal transduction
Source: RefSeq, a predicted model, not a curated record
AACCAAGAAAUAUGACUUUGAGACGUAAGAAGCAGGUGAAAGCUGGAAAGAGAUUAAAAUAAGAUCAGAACCAGAUUUACAAUGCAAAUUAAACUCAUGACAACUGAGUUGCAGAAAGUUUGAGAGCAGAUCACCACCUCCUCGGUGUGAUGAGGUCCGCCUCUUGUCAGCGCUGCUCCAGCACCAGAUGCCGGCUGUUCUCUCACGGGGAGCACGCAUCAGCCCGAAUUCACUGCCACCGAGUGAUGAAGAUGACAGGAAGGACGCAAUGAUGCGUAAUUCUUCUCGUCUGGUGACAUUUUGGAUACACACAUCUCUGCGUCUGGAGCUAUGAAACUUCCCUGGAAGCUCAAUUAUAACCGGUGACACUGCGAGCUUCACACCAUGUUUGAGUUGUGCCUUGUCAUCGCGGUGUGCGGUGCGUUCUACCCGCGGAGCCUCGCAGCGCCACAGGCCCUGGCUGCAGAUCACAGGUCACACGAUGCCAGCGACGUGGAGCAGGACGACCGGCUGCAUGAGGAGAUCGACGGCCAGGAGAGCAUCCUCUCGAAGCUGCUGGGUGAUUAUGACAAAGUGAAAGCCCUCUCGGAAGGCUCUGACUGUCGGUGUAAAUGUGUUGUCAGACCCCUGAGCCGGAGCGCCUGUCAGCGGAUAGAAGAAGGCAGCGCCACGGCGCAGGACUUCUUCACCGUGGAGACCAUCACAUCUGGACCCGAGUGCAAGUGCGCCUGCAUCGCUCCUCCGUCGGCGGUCAACCCGUGCGAGGGAGAGUUCAGGCUGAAGCAACUCAGGGAAGCUGGGAAGGAGAAUGUCAAGUUGUCCACCAUCCUGGAGCUACUGGAGGGCUCCUUCUACGGCAUGGAUCUGCUGAAGCUGCACUCCGUCACCAAUAAGCUCCUGGAUCGUGUGGAACACAUCGAAAAGAUGGUGUCUGUGAACAACACCACAGAUGAGGUGAAGCCCAAGAGGAGUCCUCCUAUUGAUGCAAAUGUGACUGAGAGCCCACCCACCACGACUCUACCUCCUCCUCCUCUUCCUCCUCCUCCUCCUCAGCAUCUGGACAAGAAGAAACUCAAUGAGGUCAGUGGAGCAGCAGCCUAUCAGAGGCCAGAGGGAAAGUAUGAGGAGAAGUUUAUUGGGGAAAGUUUGUCCUUCCAGCAGACAGAUGGUUCUGCUCAGAUCAUCGAGAUGAAACCGGAGUUGACUCUCAAAAGCCCGGCUAACAAGGAGGCUUCUCAGGUGACGAAGGUCGGUCCCAACGGCAUGAUCAUCAGAGGAAUGACUUUUUAUAAAUCUGAGCCGGAUCCAAUGGUGGCAGACGACGGGGAACCAGGAGAGAACUUUUUUGAGUAUCAUGGGUUCAGUGGUGAUGGCCCAAUCAACAUCUUCAUUGAGGAGAAUCUUCUCCAGCACAAAGUCCCUGGGCCCAGAACAAGGCCGGGACCAAGAUCAUUCCGACCAAAGACAACCCCUCCUUUGCAUGGUUCCGAGAAGUCCAGCCAAUCAACAAAACCAAAGGAGUCCAGGUCAGAAACGUCAGACUCCCUCGGUACCUUUGAAAGCACAUCACAUCAUUCUGCAGAAGCAAAGAUUGUGACCUCUAAGAGGAGAAGUGUCACGUCUGCACCAUCCACUGCCACACGAAACACCAGGACCACAGAGACUACAGCUCGGACUACCCAAAGAGUCAGGGCUGGAAUCACUGAGUCGUCGAACCCCUUGAUGGAUGAACCAGCAGGUACCCGUCCAAGCAUCACUGCCAAGGAAACAACGGCAAGAACAAUGAGCCCAACCCAGCCCUCUGAAAAAACAGCCCCCAAGGAAAUCCCACUUGCAAGACGUACCGCAGCCACCAUGAUGACAACGUCUAUCCUGAAACUGAAAGAGCAAAUGAAAACUGUACCAGGCAGCACGGCAGCUAUUCCAAGUACACGUUCACCGAACCCAACUACAGAGGCAUCAACCUCCUCAAGCUCCAUCACAACCCACGCCGCCGUGACCUCGGUGCCAGUACACCCCACAGAAUCUUCCACAGCAGCUACUUUCAUUACUCCAGAGGAAGAAAGCAAAUCCACCUUCUUCUCAGAUACAACUUUGCCUCCUACCACACAGAGACCGACCACUCAGCCAUUCACCACCCCUGUGACUACGUCUGCUACAGCCACCAGGACCACCACCACCACCACUACCACCACCACCAGUCAGGCUCCCCAAGUGAAGCAGAGAUACAAAAUCAGCUGGGAGGAGGAAGAGGGGGAGGAGAAAAGACAGGGAUUAGAUGAACAAAUGCAAAGACAUGAGGAAUCGACGUCAACAAAACCUGGGGAGUGUAAGGACACUUUAGCAACGAUCUCCGAGCCGGUCACUCACAACACCUAUGGCAGGACCGAGGGGGCGUGGAUGAAGGAUCCGAAGUCUGACAAUAACAAAAUUUAUGUUACAAACUUCUUUUAUGGAAACAACCUCCUCGAGUUCCGCAACAUGGAGGUUUUUAAACAAGGCCGUUUCACCAACUCCUACAAGCUUCCUUACAACUGGAUCGGCACAGGCCAUGUGGUCUACGACGGAGCCUUCUUUUACAACCGGGCCUUCUCCCGUGACAUCAUCAAGUAUGACCUGCGGAAGCGCUAUGUGUCCUCCUGGACCAUGCUGCACGACGCCCUGGUCGAGGAGUCCUCGUCGGCGUGGGAGUGGCGCAGUCACUCAGACAUCGACUUCUCCGUGGAUGAGAGCGGCCUGUGGAUCAUCUACCCGGCGCUGGACGACGAAGGCUUCCUGCAGGAAGUGAUCGUCCUGAGUCGACUGGACCCCUCGGAUCUCAGCAUGCAGAGGGAGACCACCUGGAGGACCGGGUUCAGGAGGAACCGCUAUGGCAACUGCUUCAUUGUGUGCGGCGUCCUCUACGCUGUUGACAGCAACAACAGAAGAGAGGCCAACCUGGAGUACGCCUUCGACACGCACACAAACACUCAGAUGAUUCCCAGAAUGCCCUUCAUCAACAACUACACCUACACCACGCAGAUUGACUACAAUCCCAGAGAGGGGCUGCUGUAUGCAUGGGACAAUGGACACCAAGUCACCUACAACAUUACGUUUGCUUAUGAUUACCCUUAGUGAGGGUUUUAAAGUUAUUUUUAAAGUGAAUUAUAUGAUUUGAAUGGAUUGUAGAUCAGUCCACAUGGCCUUCAGUGAGGAAAAAGACGGGGCCAAAUGUAAAUACAGUCGGGUCCCAGACAGACGUUUAAAAGCCUCUCUAUACACUUCAGUAAAAUGUGAUUCCAUUGCUUUGUUCAUAUCAAGAAUGUUUAAAGUUUUACCUGAAAUAGAUGAAAGAUUUUCCUCAGUCAACAGAUCAAGUUGUACUGUAUUUACUGUAAUGCUGUAAAAAAAGACACAGCCCUUAGAGAUCCAUGAAUGUAGAGAGGUGUCAGAAUGAGUCAAUGACUAAUUGGGUCAAAGCAAUUCACUAAAAAAAACUAAUUCUUAAACGUUUUUUCUUUGAACAAAUCCCCGAACUUCUGUGGACAAAUUAAUUUCUCUCUAUUUUUGUAUACCCUACUCUAUAUCACGUUUUUCUUUGCAUCAUUUGACACAGGUCCUUUGUCUUGUGAACAGCACUUACUCCCUCCAUAUCAGACUGCUUCCAGGAGACCGCAAUAAAGUUUGGAAAUGCUUAAGAAACUUUUUUUCUUUGUUUGUUAAAGUGGUUUAGAUUAUAGCAUGUGAGUGUUCAUCCCACUGAGGGACUGACGGGUAGAUCCAAGACAGCAGGAAAAGACAAGUAAAGAUGUACAGAGCAGGGCUGUUCAAGCCUGGAACUUACGAAAAUACAGUCAAUUGUUGAAUGGAAAAAAAGCAAUGGAGGAAAAGGAUUUCGCCCAAAGGGCCGAAAGCGGGACACAAAGAUAAGGUGAGAGAAAAUCCAGUGUUUAUUUUGGUUUACACACAUAAUAGAAUACUAAAAGCAAAACCUCACAAUUUGUUUGUACUCUCGUCUUCUCCUUUAGUUCGGUCUGGAUGCAGUAAAACCAAAGUGGAAAAUCAAAUAUAUUGAAAGCGAUUGAGAAACCAAAGGGGAAAAAACAGAAUUCACACACAGAAGAUCUACUCUUAAAACAACAAAAGCUUUUUUUCUUGAACAAUUUUUAUGGGCAUCUGCUGAGCUAAAGCUUAACCAUCUGUACAAUCCUGUGGCUACAAUCUGGUCUCAGAUGUAAAGUAUGUUGAUUUAUCAAAACAGACAAACUGACGAGGAAUAUUUGUACGAAUUAGAAUUUCUAUAUGAUCUCAUUUACUUAAAUAUUGCCCCAAACUACAGGUAGUCGAAACAAGGUGGCAGACAUAUAUAAAAUAAAGCAUUUAAUAUCAGAACUGAAAACCCCAGGCGCUGCAUUAACAGUGCAAUUGUAUACUAGAAAUGAUUCCCUACUAAAAUCUUCCAUUACCCCACACAAUUUUUAAACUAGGAAUUUCAAUAUAUUAGGAUCAAGAGCAAAACAUAAAAUUGCAAUUCAGCCCAUGGAUGGAAAAGUCAUUGUGUUUUUUGUUACUAGUGGUUAUGUAUAAAAAAAUAUAAAUAAAAUAAUAAAAUGCUGGUUUUUUAUUGGCAAUUUCCAAUUCGAGGAUCAUGAACUUUUCAUGAAAUAAUUUCUGAAUGACCACCCAGCUGACACCUACAAAAUCUCUCUGUAGUCACAUUUAAUGUAUGUUUGAUUUCUACCUUUUAUAGUUUUAUUUACAAUAUGGCAGACUGAGGAAGAAAAUGUAAAUAAAUCCUGGAACUUUUAACAGCGGAAAUGAGCAAAUUGCAUCACACCAUAGAA